Molecule: messenger RNA, 1483 nt
Organism: Branchiostoma belcheri (Belcher's lancelet)
Lineage: Eukaryota; Metazoa; Chordata; Leptocardii; Amphioxiformes; Branchiostomatidae
Product: tetraspanin-8-like
Exons: 7
Coding region: 111-830 (239 amino acids)
Cellular component (GO): membrane
Source: RefSeq, a predicted model, not a curated record
AGGUUUCAGCACAGGGUUUCAGCAGUAACGACCAGAGGAGCUACAAGACGGUCCUACUCUCCCGCCAUUUCUCACCCUAUUUCUUCAGGUUCAAGACAAGAAUAUUCAACAUGGCGGAAGGCUGUUGUGCGUCGAUCAUCAAGACGCUCUUGUUCAUCUUCAACUUCAUAUUCUGGAUCGCCGGAGCGGUCCUGCUCGGAGUCGGGAUCUGGCUGCGUGUGGACCCGGCUGUGGCAGAGGUUGUGUCCGGUGAACUCAACAUGACGUGGUUCUACAACGCCUGUUACGUGCUGAUCGCCGCCGGAGUCAUCACCAUGAUCGUCGGCUUCCUGGGCUGCUGCGGCGCCAUCAAAGAGAGCAAGUGCAUGCUCAUGACGUUCGCCAUCUUGCUUGGGCUGCUUUUCGUCAUCGAACUGGCUGCUGGGAUUCUGGCGAUUGUGUACAAGGACAAGAUCGGAGACUACGCCAGGCAGUCCUUCACUGAUGCUCUCCAUGGAGAAACUGUGGAAAACAAGAAUGACGACUUCAAGAACGCCGUGAGAAGCAUCCAGAAGAAGUUCACCUGCUGCGGUUUGACGUCCACUGACAACUGGGGUUUCCCGUGUCUGGAGUCCACCUGCGUGUGUCUGCAGCUCACAGGCUGCAAACCCAUCGUCAGCAUCCCGCCAUGCGCCGUGCAUCAGCCAUGUCUGACGGAGUUUGAGUCAUUCCUGGCCAACAACAUCGUCAUCGUGGCAGGAGUAGCACUGGCUAUCGCCAUAGUCCAGAUCAUUGGCAUUUGCUGCGCAUGCGUCUUGAUGAGGAACAUCUACGGCGAAACCAUCGCAUAGAAAUCCGCCAUCUUGUUUCUUGCCAGUUUCCAGCUGCGUGUAGACAAGUGGAUAUUAAGGCCAUAAGUUGUAUUCUACUUGCAGUGUGCCUUGUAGCACUUCUCAGAGGAAAUGUUGGAGUAUUGUAUUGAAGUAUUGAGUUGAAAUGAUAUUUUGUAUACCGUACAGCAUUAUGUAUUCUUCAUAUGACUCCUUCCUAAGAGAUUUCGGAAUGUUCCUUUGUUUUAAACGUUACGAAGUCAAGUCGGUAUAGUUUAAAAGUUAGACAUUAGUUAAUUAUUUCGUUAAAUUUGUUUAGGUUGUUUACACGUUUGAAAGAUUGGUGAACAAACAUGUUAUAGAGUUACUUUAAGUGAUGUUUCCAUCACAUUUUUAUAUAGCAGGAAAUACAAUAUGUGAGUUGUCGGACUGACUUGGUUAAAUGGCGACGGGAAAAACCGUUACCAUGGCAACAGAUCCAUAUAUUCUUAUUUGGUAAGUUGUUCAGAAAUGAUGACAGCGUUACGUUAUCGUAGAUCAUACAAAAGUGCCUGGAAGAACUCUUGGUUAGGGUUGAAGUUUCACGUGGCCUUGUUAUGAUCGCUAAAGAAGGAAAAUAAUUUGUUACCGCCACUAAGCAUCAAUAAAUAUUAAAAGGAAAAUAGUGUGAUUCA